Messenger RNA from Sitodiplosis mosellana (orange wheat blossom midge), 1332 nucleotides. RefSeq names its product segmentation protein even-skipped-like. Gene Ontology annotation, biological process: regulation of transcription by RNA polymerase II. The transcript has 3 exons. NCBI's taxonomy places the organism in Eukaryota, Metazoa, Arthropoda, Insecta, Diptera, Cecidomyiidae. The record is from RefSeq and is a predicted model, not a curated record. The coding region runs from base 167 to 889 and encodes 240 amino acids. Gene Ontology annotation, cellular component: nucleus. Gene Ontology annotation, molecular function: RNA polymerase II cis-regulatory region sequence-specific DNA binding; DNA-binding transcription factor activity, RNA polymerase II-specific.
UUGGUUGGGUUUUGGCAUAAUUUUACUAUUAAACAGCAAUUUGUUUCGUUUUAUUUGUACACACCGUAUUAUUGUUUUUUUUAAUAAGUGACAAUUGAAGAGAUGUCAAAGAAAUUCGUGUAAAUAAAUUUUGUGAAACGAAAAUUGUUUAAUUGAAAAGUUAAAAAUGGAUACACUCACCGAACAUGUUGAUCCGUCGGUUCGCCGUAAUCGUACUUCGUUCACUCGCGAACAAUUGUCGCGGCUGGAAAAGGAAUUUUAUAGAGAAAAUUAUGUGUCACGACCCCGUCGCUGUGAAUUGGCUGUACAGCUCGGUAUUCCGGAAUUAACCAUCAAGAUUUGGUUCCAAAAUCGUCGCAUGAAAGACAAACGCCAACGGAUUGCUGUUGCUUGGCCAUACGCAGCCGUCUAUGCUGAUCCAAAUUUUGCAGCCUCCUUGCUUCAGGCAGCGGCCAAUUCAGUUGGAAUGCCAUAUUACGCGCCGAAUCCGAUGAUUCCACAAAUGCCUGUGAUCACACCAUCUCAGAUUUCAUCAGCCACUGGAAAUCCCUACACAUACGGCUAUCGAUAUUCUCCAUAUCAGAUUCUGCAUCGCAGCCCAUCAAAUAAUCCACACUCGUCACCCAUGUCAACACAAUCGAAUCGACAAAUACCCAUGAAAGAUGAUCUUAGAAAUGACUCACUUUGUAGUAUAAGUCUGCAACUCUCCUCUUCAUCUCUUUCACCUGUGUCUGAAUCGGAUAAGUUGUUUUCAUUGUCAAAUUCAAACGCGUCGCUCAUAAAACAUCAUAAAAUUAGUCAUCAAAGUAGUGUCAACCAGAUUGAUGUCUCGACAAUACUUAAAUCGGACAAACCGAAAUUGUUCAAACCGUAUAAAUCGGAAGUGUGAAAAGUGAUCUGAUUCUGUACUGAAACCUUGAUCUCUGAACUGUUUACAUUUUUGUAAAUGUUUUAAGCAUUAGUUUCAUAAGUUGAUUGAGAAACUCAUUGAGUUCAGAAAAAUUACGUCAUAGCGAUUAAAUAAAAGAAAAUUGGAAUUAAUUGACACCCAUAGAAUGAAAGAAUAACUUAUGAGCUCUUUAUCUAUAACUAACCAUGAGACGGAAAAAAACUUAAAGCAAAAAGAGAAAAAUAAAGUUGCAAGCAAAAGUGAAACAACUCAGCAUUGUGGGGAAAAGACGUUUUUUUGCCUUUUUCUCGCUCCUGGAUAGAGAUAGCGAUUAGGUAUCUUCGGCUCAUUUGUGGUUCUUUUUAUUUUCUACAAUAAUGCCAAAAACACCUAAUCGUUAUCUAUUUCCAGGAGUGAGAAAAAUGCAAAAAACGUCUUUUCCG